Molecule: messenger RNA, 936 nt
Organism: Panthera uncia (snow leopard)
Lineage: Eukaryota; Metazoa; Chordata; Mammalia; Carnivora; Felidae
Product: olfactory receptor 1013-like
Exons: 1
Coding region: 1-936 (311 amino acids)
Biological process (GO): sensory perception of smell; G protein-coupled receptor signaling pathway
Cellular component (GO): membrane
Molecular function (GO): G protein-coupled receptor activity; olfactory receptor activity; odorant binding
Source: RefSeq, a predicted model, not a curated record
AUGGAAAGAAGCAAUCAUACGGUGACUGAGUUCAUUCUGGUGGGUUUCACCACAGACCCAACGAUGCAGCUGGUCCUGUUUGCGGUAUUCCUUGGUGUGUACUCUCUGACUGUGGUAGGAAAUACCACCCUCAUAGUGUUGAUCUGUAAUGACUCCCGGCUGCACACACCCAUGUAUUUUUUCAUUGGGAAUCUGUCUUUUCUGGAUCUCUGGUAUUCCUCUGUCUACACCCCAAAGAUCCUCAUGACCUGCAUCUCUGAAGACAAAAGCAUCUCCUUUGCUGGCUGUGUAUGUCAGUUCUUCUUCUCUGCUGGGCUGGCAUACAGUGAGUGUUACCUGUUGGCUGCCAUGGCUUAUGACCGCUACGCGGCCAUCUCUAACCCUCUGCUUUAUGCUCAGUCCGUGUCAGGGACAUUGUGCAUCUGUUUGGUUACAUAUUCCUACACUGGAGGUUUUGUCAAUGCAAUAAUACUCACCAGCAACACAUUCACAUUGGAUUUUUGUGGCGACAAUGUCAUUGACGACUUUUUCUGUGAUGUCCCACCUCUGGUGAAGUUGGCGUGUGAUGUUAAAGAGAGCUACCAGGCUGUGCUCUACUUCCUCCUGGCCUCCAAUGUCAUCACCCCCACGAUGCUCAUCCUCGCCUCCUACCUGUUCAUCAUCGCUGCCAUCUUAAGAAUUCGCUCCGCCCGGGGCCGCCGCAAGGCCUUCUCCACCUGCUCCUCCCACCUGGUCUCUGUCACCUUGUACUAUGGCUCCAUUCUCUACAUCUAUUCUCGCCCAAGUUCCAGCUAUUCCCUUGAGAGGGACAAAAUGGUGUCCACAUUUUAUACUGUGCUCUUCCCUAUGUUGAACCCCAUGAUCUAUAGUCUGAGGAAUAAGGAUGUGAAAGAGGCACUGAAAAAACUCUUUCGGUUAACACAUUCGGAAGUCUGA